AACACUCUCACACUGUCUCUCAUCGACACCUUUCCCUUCUUUCUCUCUGCUUCCCAGAUUUCCCACGUGUGGAAUAACACCUUGGUGAACCUCCUGAAGAGCCUCUACUCCCUGGGGAUGGACAGCCACAGGAGGGAGAUGCAGUCGGUGGAGCAGGAGGUGCUGUGGCGGCUGCGGCGUCUCACCUUCCGGCAGCUCACUUUGCUGGCCGAAUCCUUGGCUGUCAGGCAGGGGAAGGAGAGCAAGCUGCUCGGCGAAGUCAUCAAGAAGCUGGAGCUGCGUUGGACGGAGCUGGAGGGCACCCGGACCGUGGUGGCGUUGAUGGGCAGAGUGGGGCACGUCUCCCCGGCUCUGAUGGACCGGCUGGAGGACAAGGCUCUGGAACUUGCUGAGCAGUUCAACCCCGAUGACAUCCGGAAAGUAAUGCUGGCCCUAGCCUACCAGAACCGCCGCUGCGUGCCUCUGCUCCGAGCCUUGUCCUACCACCUGAUUCAGAAACACUCAGAGCUCGGCCUCAGCGUCCUGAUGGACCUGAUUUUCGCCUAUGGAAAACUGAAUUUCCACCAGCCCCAGGUCUUCCAGAAGAUAGCCACCGACCUCCAGCCCCACGUCCCCACCAUGACGCCCGUCGAGGUGACGCGCUGCAUCAGGUCCUUCGCCCUCCUCAAGUGGCUCAGCCUGCCGCUGUGUGAGGCCAUUGCACAGUACGCGCUGGACAACAGCAGGCAGCUCUCCGUCUCCCAUCUGGCCGGUAUCAUCCUGUCCUUCGCUCGCCUCAACUUCCAGCCCAGCGGAAGCGAGGACUUCUUCAACAUGGUAACCUCCCUCCCUCAACCCUCCGCCCUCCCGAGGCAGCGGGAAUGGCAGNNNUGCGCCCUGCGCCAGCCCGGGCCUCCCUACCGGCAGCGAGUGCUGGCGCCCGACUUCCACGCUCGGAUCCGAGGCGAUCCAUCCCUGAAGGCCCAGAGCCAACGGCUGAAGCUCAUCCACAUCAACGCCGCUGCCAAGCUGGAAAGCCCCGACUACCAGGGGCCUUUCCUACCG
Molecule: messenger RNA, 1044 nt
Organism: Eurypyga helias (sunbittern)
Lineage: Eukaryota; Metazoa; Chordata; Aves; Eurypygiformes; Eurypygidae
Gene: FASTKD4
Product: transforming growth factor beta regulator 4
Exons: 6
Biological process (GO): mitochondrial RNA processing; regulation of mitochondrial mRNA stability
Cellular component (GO): mitochondrial matrix; ribonucleoprotein granule
Molecular function (GO): RNA binding
Source: RefSeq, a predicted model, not a curated record